Molecule: messenger RNA, 7035 nt
Organism: Panicum virgatum (switchgrass)
Lineage: Eukaryota; Viridiplantae; Streptophyta; Magnoliopsida; Poales; Poaceae
Product: transcriptional regulator DEF1-like
Exons: 8
Coding region: 310-3807 (1165 amino acids)
Source: RefSeq, a predicted model, not a curated record
GUCUCGCACAGACCUGAGAGAGAGAGAGAGAGGAGAGGUGGCAGCGAGAGGGACAAAACCCUUCCCCGUCGCCGUCCGCCUCGCGCCGCCGGCGAUCCAGCCCGCCGGGCUCGGCUCCGAGGUCGUUCCACACCGACCCGUCCUCCCCGCCCCGUCGGAGAUCCGGGCCGCCGGAGCCGCCCCCGGUCUAGGUUCGGGGCUCGCUGCCCCCACCGCCGCCUCCGGCCCAGGGUUUUGGAGCUGCCGGGUCUCAAAUCGCGGAGGUAUCAGGCUUGACAUUUGACUGGCAGAAUUUAGCAAGUUUUAGCAAUGGGUUUUGAUAAUGAGUGUAUCUCGAAUAUUCAAUCCCUUCCUGGUGAAUAUUUCUGCCCUGUUUGCCGGACACUCGUAUAUCCCAAUGAGGCUGUACAAACUCAGUGCACACAUCUCUAUUGCAAACCCUGCUUGACUUAUGUAGUGGCAACCACCAAAGCUUGCCCUUAUGAUGGCUACUUGGUGACAGAAGCUGAUUCCAAGACCCUGAUGGAAUCAAAUAAAACCCUUGCUGAGACAAUUGGCAAAGUCACAGUCCAUUGCCUGUAUCAUAAGAGUGGCUGCCAAUGGCAUGGAACGCUAUCUGCCUGUGUCACACAUGGUACUACUUGUGCAUAUGGGAACUCCCCUGUUAUUUGUAAUCGUUGUGGGACACAAAUCGUGCAUCGCCAAGUGCAAGAGCAUGCUCAACUCUGCCACGGCUUACAAUCUCAAACUCAACAAGCUGAUGGUACUCAAGCACAGCCAGUGGCAGCAACUCAGGCAGUCAUCCAAGAUCCAUCACCUGCCUCAGCAGGAUCUGCUGCAGCUACAGCCACAACCCUGCCAUUUUCAAGUACAGCCACAGCUGUAACAGAUUAUGCAUCAGCAACAGGAGGGGCAGCUACAUCAGGUUCUGCUUCACAAACUCCUACAGCUCAGCAGUCUUACCAGCUACAGCAGCUCCAAUACUCACAGUACUACCAGCAGCAGCACCCUGGAAGCAACCCUUACAUGCAGCAAUAUCAGCAGUAUGGCCAAUACCAGCAGGUGUAUCAGCAAUAUCCGCAACCUCCAUUGCAAGUACUGUCCCAGAACAUGAUGCAAGGAUCUGCACAACCUGCUUCAUAUGUUCAGCCUCAAGUGCAGUCCACCCAAUCACAGUACAUGAUGCAAUCCCAACCCCAAAGUCAGCCCCAGCUGCAACCAUCGACAGGUCAUCCACAGCUUCAGCAGCAUCCAGUUCAAUCCCAACCCCAAAGUCAGGCCCAUCUUCCCCAUCUUCAAGUACCUGCAGGUCAGUCACAGCCUCAUCAACCAAUUCAGCCAGCACUUCAAGUUCCACAACUGCAACCACAAAGUCAAGUAUCUGUCCAAAUGUCUGCUCCCCAAGUACAACCUGCAGCACAUACACCAGCUCCUACUCCAGUUGGUAAUCAGCAAUUUGCUAAUACCUCUACUCAGGCAAUGACUCAUCAUGUGCCGCCACAUGUACAAGCCCAACCUCCACAACAGCAACAACAUGCACAUCUGCAAGCUUUACCUCCACAGCAAAAUCUUCAAUCUCAGAUGCAGCUAAACUCUCAAGCCCAGCUUGAAACUCCACAAGUGCAGCAGCAAUCUUACCCACAACCACAGGCCUAUGCUCAGCAAACACAUCAUAUGCAUCCACAGAAUGCUUCAUACCCGCAGCAGCAGAUGCCACAUGGUGCUCUAUUGCAACAACCUGUACAUGCAUCCCACCAACAAGCACAUGUUUCUCAGCAUCCUGCACUGAUGCGCCUUCCAUUGCCAGGUCAACAGCCAGGUAUGCUGCCUCCUCAGGGAGUCCAGCAUGCAACACAAAAUCAACAGAAUAUUGGGUACUAUGCGCAGUGGCCGCCUAUGCAUUCCAAUAUCCCUUGCCAGGCACCACAGCAAGGAUUGCCUCCACACUCAUCUGUUACCUCACAAUCAGUUCAACCAUACCAGCAAGGAAUGCCCUUAUCACAACAGCAGGUGCAUUCUCAACCUGGUCAGCCUUAUACACAACAGCAUGUUCCUGGCAAUACUGGGCAUCAUGUUCAAACUUCAGCUGGCAGACCCACAAGUCAUCUUGCACCGCCACAGCAAUUUCAACAUCAACAGUUAACAACGCAUAGAACUGAGUCGCCUGCUGCUGGAAAACCUAUUGGGCAGGGUUCUUUAGAUCUUGAAACACAUGCUUCAAAAUCAGGGAAGUCAGAAAACACAAGUAAUGCUGCUGAUAAUACUGCUGUUAGCGAAAAUAAAAUUAAUGGUGCUGAAUCAGCUGUCAUGAGACCUACAACGUCGCAGUCAUUUGGUGAUGAAAACAUGAAUAGACAGAGUUUUGGUAGUGUUAGAAAAGAUGUAGGGCAAACUGGUAUUGCAUCACACGGUGUAGAUGGUUCAAUUGGUAGGGAUGGAAUUUCGGACCGGGUAGGCAAUUUUCAUGGUCCAGUUAUGCAGGGAGGUAAAGACCAUAAGGCUUCAGAUGCAUCUACUAAUCAUGGGAAGGGAGGAUCAUUUAAGCAGAUUUCACAGAAAAAUGCAGGGCCACUGGGCUCUUAUGUGCCCCCAGGCAUGGGACCACAGAAUCCAUCUGGACCAGAUAGAAUGCUUCCUCAGCACAUGAUGCCUCCUGGUCAUAAGCAUGGUUUCUCUGAAAAUAUUCGGCCUCCAUUGCAGCAACCGUAUGGUUUGUUUCAUUCUGGAAUGACACCAAGGCCAUUGGGAGAGAACCAGAUUCAGAUGCCAAUGUCACAGCCUGGGGGUAUCGAUGGUAUGAUUCGGCCGAACAUGGUUGGCCCAUUAGCUGGUCAUCAUGACGCAAUGCUGCCUCCUUUUGUUGAAAAUUUGGGCCAUCCACCUGUAAGUGGAAGGGCUUUACAUGAAGAGGUGUUCAACACUUCAGGGGAACAUCUCAGGUCACGUGCAGCAUAUCCUGGUAGACAUGACAAUAUGGAAGAUUGUCUAAAGCAAUUUCCAGGGCCAGCCCAUCUGGAUGGUCAGGGCCUGCAAAGUGGUCCUAGACCUUUUGAGAGAGGUUUAGGUAGACCUGAUGGUUUCCUUGAUUCAUUACCAGGGAGGCCUCCAUUUCCAAACCCGAGAGGUCCAUUUCCUGUAGGAUUGCAUGAGGAUUUUUCAAGGAAACCAAAUGCUACUGUUAGUCACCCUGCACAUGGUGCCGAAUUUGAUCAUCACAGGACUGACGGAAUGCCUAUUUUCAGAAACCCAGGUCCAUUACAAGGGAUGAGUGGUGGUCCUCAUGGUCCUCGAAAAGAACAGCUUGGAUCUGGUACCCUUCCUGGGAAUUUGCAGCAUUCUUUUGGGGGUCCAGAGUUCCCUCCUACUCGUUUCAACCCUGGUGAUUCUUUUCCUUCCACAAACCUAUGUGUUGCUGGUUGGGUGUGGGGAACCCUAUGGACAUGGCCAUUGCAUUUAACUGAAUCUUCUAGCCACCAUUUUGCAGGUCACAUGCAUCCAGGUGAUCCUAAUCUUGUUGCUGACUAUGAUCAUCAUGGAUUUCCUACAGAAUCAGCACACUUUGGUUUGGCUGGACCCUUUAUAAACAGGAAUGUUGGUUGGUGCAGAAUAUGCAUGUUUAACUGUGGGAGUGCAGAGAACUUGGAUCUGCAUGUACAAACAAUGGAACAUCAGCAAUGUGCGAUGGACAUCGUCCUGAAAAUGAAGCAAGAUGUUGCAAAGAGGCAAAAGCUGAAUUAUGGGGGUGCCAAGUCAUUCCACAACAAAAAGGUAGCUGGGAAGGGGCACUUUCGUGGAAAUAGGCGUUAGCUGGUUCAGCGCUUGAUGUGAUUUUGAAGGUUGCUGCUGAUGCUUAUGGACGUUUUAAAGGCAAAUGAGGAUUGAGAUCUCUUCAGACUUGUUGUCCAUGCAGUUCAGCACAUUUGAAGUGGAACUUGUAAUGGUCCCAAACUUUUGUUGCCAUGUUGGUCUGUAGAGUUCACAUGCCUUUAUGGUUUCUGUGGUUACCAUUUUGGAUGUUCUGGGAAUGGUUAAGUUGCUAGUAUCUUUUACUCUGCUAUAUGUGUGAUAAUAUAUGACUACUGUGUCUUUCAACUAGACUCUGGUUUCAAUGAUGGCAACUUCAUACUAGUACACCACACUGAAAAUUUUGCAAAAAGAUUGGUAAAUGAAUUAAUUUUCAGACAACCAUAAAAUGGUAGUUUUUUGUUGAAAAUUUUUGGUAAGGGGCUUAUGGAAAAUGGUUUCUAGUGGUUCCAUUGCCUGAAAUUUUGACUAGUUUUGCAUAGAUUAGAUCCCAAAACCUGAAUCAUAUAAUUUUAAGGAUUGAAUGCUGUAUACUGUCGUAAUGAAUUACUUAUCACGGAAUCAGCUAUGUUGCCAAAAAAAAGGAGGACAAUCUGCUCCAAUCCUGGUUAAAACGUGGACUAGAGCUAUUGACAUGUCUAUGUCAUUGCACAACAAUAAUAUAGCUGCCCCAAGCAUUAGUCUCAUUGAAUUUGUUACUUAAUUCUUUUUGCCCAUGAGGGCAUCCCUUAGUGUUAAAGGGACGCUUAGAAGGGUGGAAGGAAAUACAAAUAUGAAGAGGUUUGAGCUGGGACUAGUAGCUUAAAUGUUAGCCUGGUAGGGGUGGGAGACCUGUAAGAGAGAAUCGAUGUCUGAUUGAAAUCAAAUUCGGAACCAAAAAUUGCACAUGCAGUUGUAAUGUUCUUAAAAGAGAGGAUAUAAAAAAAUGCUUGGUUUUCAUAUGAAUCCUGGCGAGUGAAUCAUGUAUGCAGAGCUUAUCCAUACUAAUGCUGGAGUUGUUGUGUCCCCUUCUAGUUAGUUGCUUAGUUCCUGGUGGUAGUGAUGGUUUUGGGUUCAUAUGAAUCCUGGCGAGUGAAUCAUGUUUUGGUUUUGAAUCAUGUAUUAUGGUUUUGGGUUCAGAAUGGGAUCUGACUAGAAUCCUAUGGACACUAAAUGCUAUGGGUGAAAUACUUAAGUUUGUAAUUCACUCCAGCAGGACACAUGGCUUGUUCAGUUAUGUUUGAUGUGAUUGUUCACAUGUGAUAUUUUUUUCCUUCUGGUGGCCUCUUUUUCUAGAUCGUUUCUUCCGUGGCGAUCAUUAAAUCAUUUGUCUUUGCUGUUUGUUUGCUAAGCAGAAACUGGAAAGUGUAGGAUAAUUUCCAGCCGAGGGGUCUUCUGUCAUACUUGCAUGCUUUCCUAAUGAUGGUUACGAUGGCAUGGUUUCCUAACGAUGGUAAGGAUGACAUGCUUUGAUAAUGAUGGUAAGGAAAGAUAUGUAUUGAGCUUUUGUUACAAUGCACUUUGAACUUUCGACAAGAGUUUUCUGUUGUAGAUUAUGGCUGAAGUACUUAAGCCAGUCUAUUGCCUGUCAUUUAUUGGACAUUAAUGGCUGCACUUUAUGUACUUGUGUGAGGCCAUCAUGAACUGCUAUGCUUGUAUGAUUUAUAUUAAAAUAUGCUCAUUCCAUGUAAGGAGUGACACUAGGACUUGCUUAAACUUAUUUAAUGAGAUUGCCAUUUUGUUCUAGUGUGUCCCAGUGUAUCAUUUGAUCACUUUCCAGCCUUUAGUUAGCUUGCCUGAUAGUAUUGGCCAUAGAAGAUUUCCCCCCAAACAAAGUUGCUUGGAAUCAAUUUUUCCAAACUCAGGUUGCUUUGGAUUAAACUUGUUAUAAAUUUUCUUCAUGUGCUUAUGGGUUUUAUCCAAACUACUCAGUAGGUAGCCCACACGUGCAUCUUCUUUGACAUACUUUACUGUGAUUUCAUAGAAGUGUAGUCGGACUUUAAGGUUAUUUAGCAAGUUGAUUGUAGUGCUCAGAACUGAAAGCUUAAGGUUAUUUAGCAAGUUGAUUGUAUUGCUCAUAACAACUUAGAGCUUUCUACUCUAUACUAUACUUGAUUGUAGCUGCUAUUAGUUUGGAUAUCAUCAAGCUAUUGAAAAGGCCCCAUCCUUUCCCUUUUGCCGCAUGCAUAAUUUGGUGAUCAGCUGUCUGCAAAUGAAUUGGCCAGAGAUUUACUCCCUCUGUACAAAGUUACACGGCAUAUUUUGCUUUGCACAAAGACCAAGAAUUCUUUAAGAUGGCUCCACUAGUACACUACCCCACAUUACUAUGAAAAAGGCUGAUUAGAUGUGGUUGAUUACCAUGAUAACUUGGCAAUCGGCACGCUGAACUCUGGGUUAACCAAUGUUUUGGUAUUACAGAAUGGUGAGUGAAAUUCGAAAACCUGGCUGCCACAUUUGAACUAAAAGAUUGGUCUGUUAUAAUCCUUGAGUUUGAAGUUGAUGCAUAUUUGAUCUUUUGGGUGUAGACUAGAACUAAAAAGAAAACUAGUGGUAACCACUGGUAUAGACUUAGAGCUAAAUACAAGCAUUUUUUGUAGUAGAUAUUCUAAGGAGGUUUAGAAGGCAUGAAGUUGGGAGGGUACCCACUACCCACCCGUUUUGCCACAAUCCAGUCGAUACCACUGGUUUUCUUGAACCUGGGCCUCCCUCCUGUUUAGAUUUGAACUGUAGGAUGGUUGGGUGCUGGUGCCAUUUCUCACUAGUGCCAACAGUAUUAAGGAAUAAUGUAUGUUGAAACGUUAUUGUAUCAAUUGGGUAGUUACUAUUAACCUGUAGGACAAUUAUUAUCCACUGAAUUCUAUGUACUAAUAACAAUAGACAACUUGGUGAUCUUGUUUGUUGUUCCAUAUCAAUAUAGAUCUAUGUUUCUUUGGCAUCUAUUUUGUUUUGUGUUACUUUGGGAUUCUUGUAGUAACUCAACUGAUGCGGAUGGAUGUGCCUGCGUACCCACUGCGUUGCAACUGACUGCGCCUUUGCUCAUUUUCUGCCUGCAUCCGAUGUUUUUGACGCCACUGCACGUCAUAUUCCGGAUGCUGACUUUUUUUUAUGUAAAAUGCUGUGUUUUGAACGCCCAACUAUGUAAACAUUUUUUUAAUGGAUUAAAACUUUCUUUCUGAUGAAGUGCGCCUACUAAUUAAUGUACCUGCUGAUGUAAAAGGAUAUUCUUGUAAUGUAUUCUUAAACAUUUCUCAA